UGAAAAUCUUCCCGUCGUCUCCCGAAGAAUCAUGCAGCACCUCCGCUCGACCGUGCUCCGCGCCGCCCGCCACCAGCUUCGCCGCCCCAUCGCCGCCCGCGCCCUCCCGGCCCGUGCGACGUCCUUCGUCCCGAGCAUGAUGAACGUGCGUGGCUUUGCCAACUUUGCCGCGGACGAUGAGGAAGAGUUUGACUACAACGGCUUUGACUUUGGCGACGACGAAGACGAGGACGAUAAGGUCAAGUACCCCGCCCAGAAGGCCUUCGUGGGCCAGGUCGCGCCCUCGUUCACGGCGCCGGCGGUCAUCCGCGGCGACAUUGACGAGCUCUCGCUCGAGAGCUACCGCGGCAAGUACGUCGUGCUCUUCUUCUACCCCAAGGACUUUACGUACGUGUGCCCGACCGAAAUCAUUGCGUUCAACGACCGCGCCGCCGAAUUUGAGGCGCUCGACACGCAGCUCAUCUGCGCGUCGAUCGACUCGCCCGAAGUGCACUUGGCGUGGACGCGCCUCCCGCGCAACGUCGGCGGCCUCGGCAAGAUGAAGAUCCCGAUGGUGUCGGACUUGACCAAGUCGAUCGCUGCCAAGUACGGCUGCCUCAAGGAAGACGACGGCAUUGCGUUCCGCGGCCUGUACGUCAUUGACCGUGAAGGUGUCGUCCAGAACAUCACGAUCAACAACCUCCCGGUCGGUCGCUCGGUCGACGAAGUCCUCCGCCUUGUCAAGGCCUUCCAGUUCAACGAAGAACACGGCGAGGUGUGCCCGGCCAACUGGCAGCCCGGCCAGGCCACGAUCCAGGCCAACCCCAACGACGCGCAAAAGUUCUUCAAGAACGUCAAGUAAAUCUGCAUCCCUACCUCUCAAUCCCACAUUUUCUUGUGUGAUUUUCGGACA
This is a messenger RNA of Saprolegnia diclina VS20, 892 nucleotides long. Its product is annotated as peroxiredoxin (alkyl hydroperoxide reductase subunit C). The coding region runs from base 32 to 841 and encodes 269 amino acids. Gene Ontology annotation, biological process: cellular response to stress; response to oxidative stress; hydrogen peroxide catabolic process. Gene Ontology annotation, cellular component: cytosol. The transcript has a single exon. NCBI's taxonomy places the organism in Eukaryota, Oomycota, Saprolegniomycetes, Saprolegniales, Saprolegniaceae. Gene Ontology annotation, molecular function: thioredoxin peroxidase activity. The record is from RefSeq and is a predicted model, not a curated record.